Molecule: messenger RNA, 1365 nt
Organism: Effrenium voratum
Lineage: Eukaryota; Dinophyceae; Suessiales; Symbiodiniaceae
Source: the annotation of a GenBank genome assembly
AUGCCACAAGAUGCUGCGUUCGAUCUCUACGAUGAGCGUUGGAGGGACUGCUGGAUUGCGGCAACCUCGACAGCUCGACUGAGAAAGAAGCAAGUGGAUAUGGAUAUCCAGAACCGCGUGCAGCGGCUGAUUGAGACCCACGGCCCGAACACGGAGAAGCCAUUGACCUUGAGGGUGUAUGGCACCAUGAUCAAGGGCUUCUGCGUGAUCAACAAUGAGCGAGCCCGGUCUCUGUACUAUGACUCAGAAAGGGUGGUGCUGAUGUUCGCUCGGCAACCCUUCACUGAGGACAGCAAGAUCCGCUUGCCCGCAGCCAAGCGGCAGCGCAUGGAGGCGGCGCUGACGCUGGACCUGGAUGUGUCCAAAGCCGAGGCCUUCGAUUGGACCCAGGCGCCUUUGGAGGAGGGCGCCCUGCUGCAGCUGGGGGAGGUACCUAUGGAGCUGGAGCUGCCGGCGCCGCAGCUGCUGGACCCCAGCUGCGAAGCCAAGGACUGGUUGCCACGCUUCCCGGAGCUGGGCCCGCCGGAGCCGCAGCCGCAGGUGCCGCCGCCAGAGGCGCCAGAGGCGCCGCAGGCGCGAGAGGCGGAGGUGACGUUGCUGGAGCCCGUGCCAUCGCAGCUGGUGCCUGUCGAGGUGCCGCUGGAGGCGAGGGAUCCGGCGCCCGGCGCUCCUGGCGACUUGGAGGCGGCGAUCCAGGCGUCCAAGCGGCGCAAGGAGCGGGCAGCGCCCCUGUUGCAGCCGGGCAUGGUCUACGGCUUCGACUGCAACCCGCUGGUCUCGGCCCAGGAAUUCGAGGAGUGGCAGGCCGGGGAGGCCUUGAACCGGCCGCGGCUGCAGGCAGCCACCUAUGCAGAGGCGAUGGAGGAGGAUUUUCAGGCGGCUGACCAUUUGGGAUGCAGUCUACGGCUUUUGGUGGAUCCAGACAGCACCCUCUACAUGGAGCAUGGAGCUGGGGUGAGGCUGACAGAGUUGCCGCAGAUGCAGUCGUUGCUCAGCGCGCCUGCACCUGAUCUUGGAGCUGAGCCUGCAAAGUUGCAUGAGGCAGUUGAGGAGAGCCUGGUCAUCGACGCCCUGAUGAGGAAUGAGGACCAUGAGGCUUUUGCCGGAGAAGGUCCUGCCUUUGGCAACGAGGCGCAAGAUGAUCACACGGCAGAGCUGGGGGAGAACAUCUGCCGCCGCCUGCGGAGCGAAGGGACCGUGACGCUGGAUAUGAUCGUGCCACCUGGCCAAGCCACUCGGGCUACUGCAGCGCUCACCUUUGCAGCAGUGCUGGCUUUAGCCACUGCAGGUGAGUUUGCUGUCCACCAACCGGAGCCUUAUGCUUCCAUCACAUUGUCCGAACUGGGCUGUAUUCAGGUAGAUUGA